CGUCUUUCUCCUGCGCGUUUCCUUUUGAGCCUCAUUGUAAACUCGCAAAGGGCAACAACAUACCGAAUCUCCAAGCCUUAGGAAGGAAAUAUAUUCUUUGUCAACCAAACCUCGCCAUGUCUCGGCUUACUCGAUCCCUCCGGCUACCCCGGCCCAAGAGCCUCUUUGGUAUCACCAGCCUCCAGACCGGUACAGAGCUCAUUUCACUGGCCCUCGUCUUCAACAAGAUUACCGGUGUUUACGGACUCCUCGCCAUCCUUACUGGAUAUCAGCUAUCUCUCCUUCAACUCUCGACAUACGUUUACUCCAUCGCUGUCCUGGUUGGACUUGCGAUCCUUACACCUCAUGUCCGACGACAAAGCCCCUUUGAGUGCUUGGCCCUCGCAUGGCUUUACAUCAUCGAUACCGUUGUCAAUGCAGCAUACACCGCAGCUUUCGGCCUAGACUGGUACUUCUCUACUCAACUCAACGAGACAAUCGAAUCCAAGAAGACGGAUCUGCCAAAUUUCGUGGCUGAGGGUAUGCAGGGCCUGCGAAAGGAGGCUGCUAUGCAUGGAAAGGUCGUUCCUCAGGAAACGGCUGCCAGCAUGUUGCUGAUUGUUGGCGCAACGUUGAUCCGCGUGUAUUUCAGCUUCGUCGUCAUGGCGUAUGCGAAGCAGGUGCUGCAAAAGUACAUGCAACUGAUGAUUCUUGAGGGACCUGGUGUUGAUGACCAGGAGGGUCCCUUCGCUGAGGAUCUUCCUGACGGUGAGGGCCGCCGGGGACGCCUUGGCCGUUUGAUGGUUUCUUGUGGUCGCGCUUACUGGCUGGACACCCGAGAGUCUGACGAAUGGGCGCCCAGCCUGGGAGGAUCCAACAAGCCAACUGGCGCGGGUACACUCUCUGGCGAGGUCUAGAAAGUCGUUUGACACGUGGGAUCUGCCGCGGACUGUUGAGCGAAACUAAAAGAUAUACACGGAUAUUUGGAACAUGAACAUUGGCGGCAAGGCCGGUUGCUGCCUCUUUGCAUUUUUGUGGUGCAAGUCAUCACCGGCGGUUGAUGCUCUGCGAUUCAUUCCAUGAUUGAAGGGUCCAACAUACAUAGGAUAGACGGAAUUUUGUUAUGGGGAAGGUUGAUAUACGGAAAUCCUCAGAAACCAGUACAAAGUCCAUGCCGGACACAAAACCGACAACUCGGCCGGCGCGGAGGAAAUGCGGCAUCUGCGGCGAAAACGCGGCAUGCUGUGGAUCUUAUAAACGGCGGCUGCGGAUGGUGUGAGCGGAUGAGCCGACAACAAGUUGGAAAGCGAAAUUGCGUGAUGGGACGAUCCCGGCCUGAGUGCAAAGAUGCGAGAACACAUGAUGGCUUCGCGCCGUUGCAUAUUGGGUCAUCGUGGACCGUUUAGACGCAAGAAUUGUUCCCUUGUUUACGAAGGAUUUGUUUGGGUCAUGAAUUGUGGCAUCAUUUAGGAUAGGACAUUGACAUAAUGAUAAUACCUG
Messenger RNA from Fusarium graminearum PH-1, 1479 nucleotides. RefSeq lists its product as uncharacterized. The transcript has 2 exons. Gene Ontology annotation, cellular component: Golgi membrane; inositol phosphoceramide synthase complex. The record is from RefSeq and is a predicted model, not a curated record. The coding region runs from base 117 to 896 and encodes 259 amino acids. Lineage: Eukaryota; Fungi; Ascomycota; Sordariomycetes; Hypocreales; Nectriaceae. Gene Ontology annotation, biological process: inositol phosphoceramide metabolic process. Gene Ontology annotation, molecular function: inositol phosphoceramide synthase regulator activity.